GGAUAUUAUGGACCCCACGGACGUGGAGUAUAAAAAUAUCCAGAUGAAGGGGGUCCAAGGACAGUCUGUCAUCUUGGACUGUGGGACAUCUCUGCCUCAGCUCUACAUCUGGGGCUACACCAAGCCAGGGACAGACAGCAUGAAGGCCCUGCUUUACAACUAUGGAAAUGGACCUCGACUGCAGAGUCUGGCCAGCAGCCUCGGGACAGUGAGCGUGAUAACAGGAAGCACAUCGUUGAGCAUCAGCAACCUGCAGUUGUCGGCUGAGGGCCUGUACACCUGCCAGGCCCUGUAUUUAACAGAGACUGACGUCAAGAUGGUCUACUACUACGUUGUGCUGUUGGUGCUCGUGCCCAUCUCCAAGCCGACAUUCCAAAUCAGCCAUAUUUCUCCGGAGGAGGGCGAUCCUCUGUCAGUAUCCUGCACAGUCGAUGCUGGGACGGGGCCAAUCAGUUAUGUAUGGAUGCAAGAGCCCUUGUCUGGAAACCCUAUUGUGGUAAUGCAGUCCAAUAACAGCACAAUUAACAUGACCGCCGUCCAUCGGAACCUCACGGGUCUGCACUUCUGCACAGCAGCUAAUGAGGUCAACGAGGAGAAGAGUGAGCAGAUCAGGGUGGAGGUCAUCUAUGGCCCCGACCCACCAGCGAUCAACAUCACCCCUUAUACGGUGACUGAGCAGGGCUACUCAGCGGUGGAGCAGCGUGCCGUAUCCAUGAGCUGCCAAGCCCCCUCUAACCCCCCCAGCAGCUACAUCUGGUUCUACAACAAUUCGCAGAUCUCCACCGGCCAACAGUUCAACAUCACCAAGAUUUACCGGACACAUGCAGGCUUCUACACCUGCCUGGCCCAGAACAUCCAGCGCAACACACGGACCACCAGCACCAUCAGCCUGGCAGUCUACUAUCUGCCAGAUGGGACUCCCAAAUGCAUGAUCCUCCCCAGUAACAAUCACUCAGACCUCACCCUAUCAUGCCAGUGGGAAGGAGGAUACCCCCUGGCUUCAUUGCGCUGGACAACACCCGGGGUUAAGGAGCAAGCCAACGGUUCAUUUUCUAAUGUCAAUCUAAGUCUCAUUGGACACAAGACCCCCAACAACAGUCCUUUCACCUGCCUGGCAUCCCAUUUGGCACUGACAACAGAGGCCAGCUGCAGCAUCACAGCACUGCUGCCACCCAACGAGCCGGUCUGUUUGGCCAUGCCCACAAGAUUAAACGAGUACCUGAUGUUAAAAUGCAGCUGGGAAGGAGGCAAGCCACAAGCACUGCUGUGGUGGGCAGUCGGAGAUGACCAAAUGUUGGAAACUCCAGAAGAAAACUCCAAGAUCGUCCUACUCCAAUCUAACUCUUCCUACGGUGGAAAGCAGGUUGUGUGCUAUGCCAAGCACCCUCUGGUGUCACAGAUCAAGAAGUGCACCUUAAAACUUGAGGCCCCCGUGCUGAUUACUCAACGUAGCUCGGUCAGCGUUUACGAGGGCAGUGACGUCCAACUCACUUGCCUCCUGAAGGCCACCUACCCUUCCUCCGAGAUCCUCUGGUUCAACAACCAAAACCAGAACACUGUGAACGACCCUCAGAAGUACCUGCUACAGUACGAGUCUUCAUGGUCCAAUCUGACAGUGCGAGAGACAGAGGAGAACAGUGACAGUGGCGAGUACUGGUGCACAGCUUCCAACGCCGUGGGAGGGGCGCAGAUUCCCAUUUUUCUUCAGGUCAAGAAAUACCCAACACCACCUAAUGUGACCAUCAGCAGAAUCCUGUACAGCCGGCAGAGAACCGAAGUGGACCUUGAAUGGCAGACCAAAGGCCCUGGAGACUUGACUGGCUUCUUGGUCCAGAGGCAAGUGGCCCGAAAAUCUGGUCGUUCCAGUCGGGCCAUGUCUUGGGAAACGGUGGCCUCUUCCAUAGAGCCAGACAUCAGGGGUCAUAAGCUGAGUGGACUGGACCCCUCUGUCUUAUAUGCUUUCCGCAUUAUGGCUGUCAAUCAUCGCACCACAGGGUACCCCUCUGAGGUGAAGACUCCAGCGGACCCCCCAUUCAAUGCCUACCCGGCUGUCAUCGGAGCGGCUGUUGCUGGCAUGAUCUUGGCCACGGUGGCCACGAUGUUGGUUUUCCAGUACAUCGUCCGCAAUCGUAAUAACAAUCCACGACUGCAUGACAUGAUCUUUGGAAUGCCUCCACCCAACAUGCAGGAGAACAUCCAACCAGAAGAUGAGCUGGAAGCGGGUCAAAAUGAAGAUGGAGAAGCUCAGGCUACACAGGUGCAGGUAGCUCCACAGCAGGCAGGAGGCUCCCCUUCUGAAGGUCCGUCCCCCUCCACAGAGGCCGCUGCUGCCCCCCCAGUAGCGGGGGAUGACAACGAGCCAGUCAGCGUCACCAUCACCGUGACUGCAAACCCUUGAGGUCCACCCCAGGGUUACUGUCACCUUAGGAACAGAAAGCCGAUGAUCCAAAAUUCUGACCAGCAGCCAGUGUGCCAGUUGUCCAGCUGCCCAAU
Messenger RNA from Erpetoichthys calabaricus (reedfish), 2493 nucleotides. Its product is annotated as V-set and immunoglobulin domain-containing protein 10-like 2. Gene Ontology annotation, molecular function: cell adhesion molecule binding. The coding region runs from base 8 to 2398 and encodes 796 amino acids. Gene Ontology annotation, cellular component: cell-cell junction. The record is from RefSeq and is a predicted model, not a curated record. NCBI's taxonomy places the organism in Eukaryota, Metazoa, Chordata, Cladistia, Polypteriformes, Polypteridae. Gene Ontology annotation, biological process: cell-cell adhesion. The transcript has 11 exons.